Brassica napus (rape) is the source of this 507-nucleotide messenger RNA. RefSeq lists its product as uncharacterized. The transcript is spliced from 3 exons. Lineage: Eukaryota; Viridiplantae; Streptophyta; Magnoliopsida; Brassicales; Brassicaceae. The coding region runs from base 21 to 497 and encodes 158 amino acids. The record is from RefSeq and is a predicted model, not a curated record.
GCGGCCGUAAAAAAAAUAUUAUGGCUAUGGUUACAAACAGCGAAAUCACUAUGUUGAACAAUCUCAAACCAUAUAAGAAUACUUGGAAGGUUGAAGUAAAAGUUCUUCGUUCGUGGUCGCAACAAUCAAACUAUUCUGGAGAAGACACUUUCGAAUUCUUACUUGAAGAUAGGAUGGGAACCGAGAUGUAUUGUACCUGUAAGAGGAUCUUCCUUGCUCGUGUUAAGAAUUUGCAAGUCGGUCAAUGGAAGUUCCUCGAGAAUUUUUCUGUUUACCCGGCUAUUGGGAUGUACAGACUUUCGGGCCAUAUUUUCAAGAUUUCCAUCACACAAUGUUCCAUUGUCACUAACUCCAGUCUGACUACCUGCGAGGUUCCUUCGAUUGAUCAUAACAAAGAGAGUUCAUCUGAAGAUCUACCAACAUCUGGAUCUAAACGUAAGGAAGGAGAUACUGAUCUUAAUGACAUGAAUUCUACAUCCAAGAAGUUAUGUGGAUAGAGGAGAAAAA